UCUCGCACACGCUCGUCCGCAGAGCACCGGCCGCCCCUCUGACCGCCGGCCAACAAGAAGCCCUAGCUGCCUGCCCAGCCGAGCCGACGACCAGCACGCAUAGAAGGUCCCGUCGCUCAGCCGCCAGCCAGAGGGUCCCCACGCACGCCAGCAAGCCAGCCAGCAAGCCAGCCAGCCAGAUUGACACGGAGCUAGAGACGGAGCGAACCAGCAUGCAGAGUCGGAAUGAAGAAGCGGUGUGACUCGCCUCGGAGCCAGCGACGUCAGCAGCAGCAAAACGGAGCCGAAAUCUCCAUCAGUGAAAAGAUGUCCUAAAAUGAUGUUCGACCCGCCGCGCAAGUGGGACGUCUUUUUGCGCGCGGCAAUAGUUUUAUUUGUGGCGUGGCAAGUGAGCGGCUCUCCCACCUCUGCUGAAAUAUUUCAAGAGGGGAAGUCGGACAAAGAAAUUUUGGACCAGCUUCUUAUUCCAAAGCGGUAUGACAAACGACUGCUACCUCCAGUACCAGGUACACUCACGGUCAACAUGAGUGUGCUUCUACUCAGCCUCGCCUCUCCAGACGAGUCCAGUUUGAAAUACGAAGUAGAGUUUCUGCUACAACAACAAUGGUACGAUCCGAGGCUUCGGUACUCAAACGCAAGUCGUUACGAGUUUCUGAACGCCAUCCACCACCACGGCGAAGUGUGGUUGCCAGACACGUACUUCAUAAUGCAUGGUGAUUUCAAGGACCCGCUGAUCCCCGUUCACUUUGCUCUACGCAUCUUCCGCAACGGCACCGUCAAUUAUCUCAUGAGGAGGCAUCUCAUUUUAUCCUGCCAAGGCAGCCUGAGCAUCUUCCCCUUUGACGAUCCUCUCUGCUCCUUCGCCAUGGAGAGCAUUUCGUAUGAGCAGACGGCCGUUGAGUAUGUGUGGAAGAACGACGAGGGCACCUUACGUAAAUCACCCAGUCUCAAGACGCUCAACGCUUACCUGAUUAAGAACGCCACACAGGCCUGCAACACGAAGUCUAGUUGGCGAGGCAACUACAGCUGUUUGCGAGUCGAACUGAUUUUCACGCGGGACCGAGCAUUCUACUUCACGACGGUCUUCAUUCCGGGCAUCAUCCUGGUUACCAGCUCGUUCAUCACGUUCUGGCUGGAGUGGAACGCGGUGCCAGCGCGCGUCAUGAUAGGCGUGACGACCAUGUUGAACUUUUUCACGACGUCGAACGGUUUCCGGUCCACCCUGCCGGUCGUGUCCAACCUGACGGCCAUGAACGUGUGGGAUGGUGUGUGCAUGUGCUUCAUCUACGCCAGUCUACUCGAGUUUGUGUGCGUCAACUACGUGGGGCGCAAGAGGCCGCAGCACAACGUCGUCUACAGGCCGGGCGAGAACCCCGUCGCGCAGAGACUUCCCGCCGUUCUCAACAGAAUUGGCAUUAUUUUGGCCAGCCCGUUGGUAAGGCAGGGCACCGAGGCCAACAAGAAGGGCGGCGCUGGGGGCGUUGAGCUCUCGUCACCCAUGGGCCAUGGCAGUACAGUCACCACGGCAGGCCCAAACGACAUCGUGGCGUGCACCAACUGCGGCGGAGGAACUGACCCUUGCACUCAUCCGGCCAAUAACGGAUGCCAUGGCAGCAUCACUGAGGUGCGCAAAAAGGAGCCAUCACACCCAAUACGUGUUGCGAAAACAAUUGACGUGAUUUCAAGAGUAGUAUUUCCAGUAGCCUUCUUCAUGUUUCUGAUUUUCUUCUUCAUCCACUACAAGGCUUUCUCGUAGCGUGGGUUCGAAGCCAUCCUCGCUACCGCCGGCUCGUGAAAAUCAAGCACGGAAUAGAUCGAAUGUUAAAGGAUGCAAACAAAACAAAGACAAAAACGAUGUACAGUGUGCGUACACGAACACUUCGGUUGCAGUGCAGCUGUACUUAUUAAGAAAUCACCGGCGAAGAUUUUAUUCAAGUUUAGAGGAAGUCACUCAGUUUAAUAUUCUAUAUGUAUACCCAUUUAUGAAUGACGAAUUGAAGAGUAAUAAUUAUAAAGCAAAAUAUGUUGUUGUGUUGUUUCGUUGAUUAAUUGUUCGAGCUAGUCUUUUUUACAUUCGGACUGUGAUAAUGACUUCUUAAAAGCAAAAGACAAGUUAUGACAGAUAGAUUGUUAAUCACUCUCAGUGAAGCAAUUCGUUGAUUAUUUUGUAUGCGCGAUUUGUUAACUUGAUAUUAAUUGGGAGAUUACAAGCUGGCUUGUGUUAUAUUUAAACGUUCGUUUGGGUCCUCUAGUUUCCAUUGAUCCUAAAAAGGUGUUUAAAAAAUUCUACCACAAAUCAUACGCGCUGCUGUCAGCAAACAAUAUCGAACGACAGAGAAUCUUUCAAGUAUUAAAGGAGAACGUGCGUAAUUAAAUGAAGACGAUUAUCGAUUUAAGUAAUGCUAUAAUGAAAUGUUAAAAUGUGAAUCCACUAUAUUAUUCUAAGCCAUUUUGCACUUAUGCACCACGUACCUUACUAAGUGAAUUGUUGUCUGUAAGAAUAUUUUGCACAGAUAUAUAUGACGAGAUGUGAUGGAUCAGAGGAUAAAUGUGCUUCAUGUUGUAACAAAAUUUUAUAAAAAACUGCCUGCUUUCGAUGUGACAUUUCCUGUCAGCAGACCAACCAAACUCUGCCUUAUUUUACGCCGCUCGCUUUCUAUAACGCCUACAUCAAGCUUUUCUCUGAACGAAACAGCCGUUUCAACUUCAUCGAACAACAUUCCGGCUCUAUUCCAGACUAUUAAUUUCGUUGCGCAGCGUAGACAAUUUCCUCGGAAAUCGCCCGAGUUUUAUCGUUUUCAGAAAGAGUGCGCUAUAUGCUCGUGUGAGGAAAAAUGAAGUAUGCAAGAGGCCUUUUCACUUUCACACACACACAUUAUAAAAAUUAUAUCCAAUUUGUAGUUGUACAUAUUAUAUUCGAGCAAAAGAUGAAUUGAUGAAAACACUGUUAUUCAAAUGGAGCACAUUGAUUGCACCGUGUUUAAAAUUAAAGUGAUAAUUGCGGGUAACAAAGUUUUAAUUUAACAUGUAGCAGAGAUGAGAGCAGAAAUGUUCCCUUCUGUGGAUUCCCUUGACGAUACGCGAAAUAUGGUUGAUUCAAACACUCACGUAAAAUGGAUUUAACGCACGAAAAAGAGACACACACCAGUGUUUGGAGGCGAGACUCGUCGUCGACGGAGUUAUAUUCUCUAUAGAAUUACGAGAGCACCUUUCUCGAUUCCUAACUCGCUUAUUAUUACCUCCUACAUGCACAAUCGCCUCCUCUCUCGAUUGUAAAACUACAUACUAUUCGUACGGUUAGCGUCACGUUUUUCUAUUCAAUAUUAAUUUUUAUCGACACGUGUGUUACAUCAUAUUUAAGAGUUGAAUCGAGACGCAAUAAUGAAAACGUGUAAAUAGUUGACAAAUUGUUGUUGAUCAAUAAAGACAAAUUUACUGUCCGUGUGCCCGAUAAAACGCCUGCCAAGCCGCUUAUACUUUCCAAAGAAGGCUUUUUGAUCCAAAUUCACUUCACAUUUUCUGAAUUCAAAGCGAAAGGUGGUAAAAAUGUGGAAGAAAAUAUCUGGUUUCCAACACAACGAACGGAUAUUUUUCUACUUGGUGCUCGAAUCCGAUGAUGUGUAUCCAUCAGAUAAUUAUUGUUAUCGCGAAUUUAGAAAGCCUUCUGAUUCUCAUCCGACACAAUCCCACUGCCCUCUGCAGUUACGGAAUAAUAAUGUAUCGAUAUAGUUACUUAAUAUGAAUCUCCUCCUCUCACGAUUGUUACAAAAACACACACACUCAUCUGCAUGUUUUUACUGGAAAAUUGAAAAAAAAACGCGAUUCUAAAAGUAAAUCGAAGGACCAUAAUUUUGUACUGAAAUGAAGGAAGGAAACAGAGUGUCAGAAUUGAAGUAUCAAAAUCAUAAAGAAGCAGUACCGGCUUGAGCGCAGUUUAAGAGCUUUCUCAUUCGGUAAUCAAUUGUUCCAAGUGUAGAAAAAGCGUCGAAUUAAUCGCUAAAACAGAGGCCGUAGAUCGUGCAACGCGCUUGAGCUUGAUAUCGAAUGCCGAAAAAUGUUUUGCUGCUGUAAACAAUCAUAAUUUUUAUUGAACCUUUAUUACCGUGCGACAAAAUAAUAAUGUAACUCAAGAAUAAAGUCGUUCUAUUGUUGUAAACAUUUAUCAUAUCACACACACGGCUAUUUGGAUAAAUUAUUAACUACUAAAAGCGUAAAGAUAAUUAUGUAGCUCCGGCUGGGCUAAGCCGAGUGUAGUUUUAUAAUUAAAAAAGGAACUUUGUGCUAAGAAUGCUGGUAAAAAAUGCUUUCAACACUCGUAGCUGAAAUCAACUUCUUACUCUAACCCAUUGAAUUUGACAACUCGUACUUUUAGACCGACACACUUAACACACACUGUUAUAGAACGUUUCCCAAUAAUUUCGUCUCAAUUUUGAUGUCAAACGCAUAACUUGUACGUCUUCAGAAUAGUGAUCUGCGAUUUUUAUAAGUAAAACUGUCCGAUUAUUUGUUACGUAAAAAGUUUUUCAACUUUUGGUUGAGUCUCUUGUCUUGGUCGUUAUAAUUUCAGUGUAAAGGCAUCAACUGUAAAUAUACAACUAUUGCAAGCUGUACAUAUUUUGUGUAUAUUUUCUCAAACAUGAUUUUCAAUAAAAGACACCACACAAGUUAAUCAUUAAAACAAAUAAA
Cloeon dipterum is the source of this 4686-nucleotide messenger RNA. It is a transcript of the gene pHCl-1, whose product is annotated as pH-sensitive chloride channel 1. Gene Ontology annotation, molecular function: chloride channel activity; transmitter-gated monoatomic ion channel activity involved in regulation of postsynaptic membrane potential; excitatory extracellular ligand-gated monoatomic ion channel activity. Gene Ontology annotation, cellular component: neuron projection; plasma membrane; synapse. The transcript is spliced from 13 exons. The record is from RefSeq and is a predicted model, not a curated record. Lineage: Eukaryota; Metazoa; Arthropoda; Insecta; Ephemeroptera; Baetidae. Gene Ontology annotation, biological process: regulation of membrane potential; chloride transmembrane transport; signal transduction. The coding region runs from base 317 to 1756 and encodes 479 amino acids.